Molecule: messenger RNA, 471 nt
Organism: Pyricularia oryzae 70-15
Lineage: Eukaryota; Fungi; Ascomycota; Sordariomycetes; Magnaporthales; Pyriculariaceae
Exons: 4
Coding region: 1-471 (156 amino acids)
Source: RefSeq, a predicted model, not a curated record
AUGUAUGUAACUACCGUGGUAAAGACGUACCAAAUCGGAAUCGUGGAGCCAAAAUCUUAUGAGGCUCUGGAAUCUACUACCGUUAUGUACGCCGAUCAGAUAGUGGGGCCUGAGGUGAAGGGUGUGUGUGGUAUUAGGAUAGGCAUAUCUGCAAGUAUAGCAAGGAGAGAAGAUAAAAAUCUUGCUGGAUCAACUACCAGAAGUGCUCCGAUUGCAGCCUCUUGGCCGACGAACUAUGCCCAAGGUUGCCAGCAACAAGGUAUCACUACUGCUCUGGAGUACCUGCUAUGCACUAUCGACCGACGCAUCAAGAUUGCAAAGCCAGGGAAGGAAGGUACACACAGGCAUGCACUCCACUAUGACCUGCAAAAUCUGGAAACCUCAACAAGCCUGUCAAAGUCUAAUCCCUGCACCAGCCAAUCCGACCUCGUCAGUUUCAAAGGAAUACCCCGCGUUCGGAGGUCUAACUAG